ACUGCAUGCAACUGUGUUGACGUGUGGUGGUAGUGUAUCUCAAAAAGUAGUCAAGUAAUCUACGUAAACGCACUAUAAAAUAUCAGCUUCUCCCCUAAAGAAAGAAAAAGAAAACGCCUUCUUGGCUUAAUUCGUUCUCCAUGAGCGACCUCCCUCCUCCCUCCAGGGUGUACACACCAUUGAGAAUUGAGGCGAAGAAAGGAGGUAGCGACGAAUCAACAAUGCUGCUGAGAGCCCUGCGGCUGUCGCAGACACGAGCACGGGAAGCAGAGGAGAAAGCAUCGCAUGUGGGUGAAGAGAACAAAGCGGCGGCCGCGGUGCUGUUUAAGGAGUUCCUGAGGUUGUCUGCGCACCGGCGGUGGGUGAAGCUGCUCGAGGCCGAGGUCACGAUGCUUCGGGAGAAAAGAAUGCGGAGGAUAAUGGAGGAAGAAGGGAGAGAGAACGAUGGAAUGCCUCAUGUAGAAUGGUAUCUGGCUUUUGCCCUGUGUUUGGGUGUUGGAGUGGUGGGGUUUGUUUUUUGGGAUAAAUUUCACUAGAGCCCCCGACUAAGUGCAGUUUCUAUUUAGUCCUCACAUUUUGAAUUUUUAAUUGGGUCCCUCAUUUUUGUUUUGCUUUCGGGUACUUUGGCCCUUUAAAUGAAUUCAAAUUCCUAUGUUA
Molecule: messenger RNA, 657 nt
Organism: Ananas comosus (pineapple)
Lineage: Eukaryota; Viridiplantae; Streptophyta; Magnoliopsida; Poales; Bromeliaceae
Exons: 2
Coding region: 141-536 (131 amino acids)
Source: RefSeq, a predicted model, not a curated record